Messenger RNA from Nyctereutes procyonoides (raccoon dog), 830 nucleotides. It is a transcript of the gene CSN3, whose product is annotated as casein kappa. The transcript is spliced from 5 exons. Lineage: Eukaryota; Metazoa; Chordata; Mammalia; Carnivora; Canidae. The record is from RefSeq and is a predicted model, not a curated record. Bases 62 to 616 code for a protein of 184 amino acids. Gene Ontology annotation, biological process: protein stabilization; lactation. Gene Ontology annotation, cellular component: extracellular region.
UCGAGAGGCCAACUCAACCUACACCAAGCAAGACCUGACAGGCACAAGGAAAGGUGCAAAGAUGAAGAGAUUUUUCCUAGUUGUGAAUAUCGUUGCAUUAGCCUUGCCAUUUCUGCAGGGUGCAGAGGUGCAAAACCAGGAACAACCAACUUGUCGUGAGAAUGAUGAAAGACUGUUCAAUCAGAAAACUGUCAAGUAUAUCCCUAUUCAUUAUGUGCUAAAUAGCUUUGCUCACUAUGAACCCAACUACUACCCACAUAGACCAGCUGAACCAAUUAAUCAUCAAUAUGUGCCUUAUCCAUUUUAUGCAAAACCUGCAGUUGCAGUUAGGACACAUGCCCAAAUUCCUCAAUGGCAGGUCCUGCCAAAUGCCUACCCACCCACUAUGAUGCAUCGCCCACAACUACAUCCAUCAUUUAUUGCCAUUCCCCCAAAGAAAAUUCAGGAUAAGACAGGCAUCCCUACCAUCAAUACCAUUGCUACUGCUGAGGCUACACCUAUUCCUCUCACUGAACCAAAAGUGAACACUGCAGUCACUUCAGAGGCUUCCUCAGAAUUCACCAUCACAAGCACAUCUGAGACUACCACGGUUCCAGUUACUUCACCUGUGGUCUAAAAACUCUGAGGAAACACCAAAGAAGACAACACAGGUCUUGCUGAAACCAAAUGACUACUCCAAACUCUUCCUUUGGUCACUCGUCUAAAUUCAUUCAAGAGAGAAUGUGAUUUUGAUGAAUUUGGCUCCUUUCUCUUCUCAUCUCACAUUUUACGUCCAGAUCACAUUUAAUUUUUUGUUUCUUGCACAAUAAAGCCAUUUGAAUGCAAGCGGA